UGCAUGUAGAGGCUGAGGUCACAAGUAGCUCAUACCACCCGACAUGCCGGCACAUAAAAACCCUUCCCUCCCACCACUUUGCUCCCAAGCUUCUGUUUACAUCAUUCAAACAGACCAAUCGAUUCUUGCUUCUACACCAUAAGAUACCAAAAAAUUUGCAAACAUGUCUCUGCACUACCUCCCCCCCGUCAAGCCUUCGGCCAUCGCCCUCGGCACCAUCUUCAACCACACUGCCGAGCUUGCUGUCUUGACUCCCAUCUUUGGCGCGACUUACCAGCGCGCUAAGGCCGCCAACACCAAGGAGGAAUUCGCUCGCUCCAAGGAGGCUCAGGGUGCUGCCGUCGCUUGGGGUACUUCCCUCGUCGGCUCUGCCCUCCAGUCAUAUGGUGUCGGUGCCCUCAUCAACGCGACUGGUACCUUGUCGUACAAGGGCGCUGCCUACCUCGGCUCUUUGAUCUUCUUCGCUACCUCUGCCCCCGGAUACAUCUCUCAGGUCUUUGUCGAGAAGCGUCCUGUUGAUACAGUCGGCGUCAGCGUCCUGGCCAAGGUCAUCGAGACCGUUGGCCUGUCAGUCUUCCUUACCUGGUGGGGCACCCGCACCAACCCCUUCGACUAAAGGGUUUAAUGUGUUAUGAAUUCCGUCGAGCAUCCAAGGAUAUGGAUUGCUACUGUGCUAUUAUAGUUGGGUCGGAUGGGAUGUGGUCAUGGAGUUAAAGAAAGCCCAUAAUCGCGGCUAGGGUUAUUGCCAUGUACCUACACUUUUACGUCUGCUCGAGCCAUGAUUCUUCAAUUGACUAAGUCAAGUCAAGCCAUCGCUCUUCAUCAAACAUACACGUGAAGAUUUAGCUAUUGUACGCGACA
This is a messenger RNA of Colletotrichum destructivum, 861 nucleotides long. RefSeq lists its product as uncharacterized. The record is from RefSeq and is a predicted model, not a curated record. NCBI's taxonomy places the organism in Eukaryota, Fungi, Ascomycota, Sordariomycetes, Glomerellales, Glomerellaceae. The transcript has 4 exons. Bases 164 to 616 code for a protein of 150 amino acids.